Messenger RNA from Drosophila eugracilis, 2037 nucleotides. It is a transcript of the gene scramb1, whose product is annotated as phospholipid scramblase 1. Gene Ontology annotation, biological process: plasma membrane phospholipid scrambling. NCBI's taxonomy places the organism in Eukaryota, Metazoa, Arthropoda, Insecta, Diptera, Drosophilidae. Gene Ontology annotation, molecular function: phospholipid scramblase activity. The coding region runs from base 208 to 1422 and encodes 404 amino acids. The transcript is spliced from 5 exons. Gene Ontology annotation, cellular component: plasma membrane. The record is from RefSeq and is a predicted model, not a curated record.
CUAUCGUGAAUCGAUAUCAGCAAAUGGAAUUUGUGAAUUUUACUUCCCCGGUAAAGUGCGUCCAAAACAAAAACAGCAUUGUUGCGCUUUCGUUGGGGGCGUGACCGCGAUAAUUCCAGUGCUCCAGUGCAACAACAACGCAGCACAAGCCGAGCCGAAGAAGAAAAAGAGCGGAAAAAGUCAGAAAACCCAAGAAAAUCCCACAAAAUGAAGAGCAACGUUAAUCAGGGCGGUUACGCCCCACCUGGUUUUGGUUCCGGAUAUCAACCGAAUGCUCCACCCGCCGAGGGAUUUGGCUAUCCACCGCCCAGUGGCGUCCAUACCGCUCCUUAUCCUCCCGUCCCUGGUCAACAACCGCCGCCGCCCAUGAAUUACGGCUUCACUCCAGGUCCUCAGCAAGCCGGUUACGCUCCAGUUCCCCAGAUGCCGCCAUACGGAGAGACACCGCCUUAUGGAGCCGGACAACCACCGUAUGUGGGUGGUCCAGGAGGCCAACCACCUUAUGUGGGUGGUCCAGGUGGUCAGACACCUUAUGGAGGAGGUGCCCCACCGCCACAGGCUUUUGGAGGAUAUCCCCCUGGGCCAGCAGGACCAGCAGGACCUGGACACGCCUUCGGAGGAUAUCCACCGGGUCAGCCGCAACAGCCCAUCGUCACGCAGCCGGGAAUGGGUCCAGGAAUGGGUCCGGCAGUGCCACAGGGCGGACCAGGAGGCGACUGGAUGAGUAUACCUACCGGAAUUCCGAAUUGUCCGCGCGGAUUGGAGUACCUUACGACUAUCGACCAGCUUUUAGUUAAGCAGAAGGUCGAACUGCUCGAGGCCUUUACCGGUUUCGAGACCAACAACAAGUUCACGAUCAAGAAUGCUUUGGGUCAGAAGGUAUAUUUCGCGGCGGAGGACAACGACUGCUGUACGCGCAAUUGCUGUGGACCUUCGCGUCCCUUUGACAUGCGGGUCUUCGAUAACUUCCAGCAGGAGGUGAUCCACAUGCACCGUCCAUUGGCCUGCUCCUCUUGUCUGUUUCCUUGCUGUCUGCAGAGCAUCGAAGUCUCGGCACCGCCAGGCAAUGUCAUUGGCACCAUCGAACAGGAGUGGUCCAUCUGCUCGCCAUCCUUCCGAAUUCUCAAUCAUCUGGGCGACACAGUCAUGCGCAUCGAGGGACCCUUCUGCACCUUCUCGCUGUGCGGCGACGUUGAAUUUAAUGUGGUAUCGCUCACUGGCGAGAAGGUCGGCAAGAUCUCGAAGCAGUGGUCCGGCCUGGCUCGUGAAAUUUUCACGGAUGCGGAUUUCUUUGGCAUCAGUUUCCCACUGGACUUGGACGUGCGCAUGAAGGCCGUUCUGCUGGGCGCCACAUUCCUGAUUGAUGCCAUGUUCUUUGAGAAGUCUGGAAACCAAGAGACCGAUAGACCAGGAAUGCUAUAGGAAUCAGGUGGUGGCUUGUUCUGCGACUGUUUAUGCCAUGCGGCCGAGUGUUGCGCUGAUUGCGAUUGCGCAGAUUGCGAUUGCCCUGAUUGCGAUUGUGACGAUUAAAAAAGAAGGAACAUUAUUUUUUGAGUUGCCGCUUUAUCCAGAUAUCUUCCCAGUGAACUGUCGCGUACUAGUCUUGUGUACCAAAUGCUUGUUGACGAAAAUGAAUUCGUAAUAAUGAAACUCCUUGUUAAUUUUGAUAUUGAAACUGAAACCUAUUUAACUCAGGCUUCCUUCUACUGGACAUUGCCAGAAUAUUAAAUUAUCUUUAAGUUAUGAGCAUUUUUGCUAUUUCGCCACAUCAACGAUAUACAUAUUUAACGAAAAAUCAGCUUUAUUCAUGAAGAUUUAACGAUGCACAUUGAAGGAAAACUAACUAACGAGCUACUCGUUAUUAAACCAAGUACUUUAAACUGUAUUUUGAGUGUCUUAUACAUAGAAACAUAUAUAUACCAGAGUAUAUUGUUAAGCUGUCAGGAAUUUAUAUAUACCCUUACUAUAACUACCGAAGAAAUUUAUGUUUUCUUUUAUGUAUUACUAUGAUGGUUGAAUAAAUCAUAAAGAAAUGUA